This is a messenger RNA of Callorhinchus milii (elephant shark), 2294 nucleotides long. Its product is annotated as early growth response protein 1-like. Gene Ontology annotation, biological process: regulation of transcription by RNA polymerase II. Gene Ontology annotation, molecular function: RNA polymerase II cis-regulatory region sequence-specific DNA binding; DNA-binding transcription factor activity, RNA polymerase II-specific. The transcript is spliced from 2 exons. Bases 123 to 1796 code for a protein of 557 amino acids. Lineage: Eukaryota; Metazoa; Chordata; Chondrichthyes; Chimaeriformes; Callorhinchidae. The record is from RefSeq and is a predicted model, not a curated record.
CACCCACACCCCACACCCCACCUCCAGCCCAGUCUGUUUUUGGACUGUGAGAUAAAUUAGACACACACACACACACGAAAAAAAACAACAACGACGACGACGACGACCCCAACGUCGCGGCGAUGGUGACCAAGGCUGAGCUCAUGUCUCCCCUUCUCUCAGACCCCCUGUACCCCUCUCUGGAUGCCUACCCCAAGCUGGAGGAUAUGAUGAUGACGGGCACCUUUGUGACAGCCUCCACCGAUCAGCCUUUUUACGGGGAGCCCCUCGACCACUUUGAGCAUCUGUCAGCAGAUACCUUCACGGACAUCUCUCCGAGCGGCGAGAAAACAGUGAUCGACCCCAACUACUCGGGUCACAGCUGCCCUCUGCCGCCCAUCACCUACACCGGCCGCUUCACGUUGGAACCCGCACCCAACAACAACAACAACAACAACAGCAACAACAGCAACAACAACAACAGCGGUACCCUGUGGCCGGAGCCUCUGUUCAGUCUGGUCAGCGGCAUCGUGAGCAUGAGCAGCCCGUGUGCCCCCCCCACCUCCAGCCACAGCCUCGGCUGCUCCAUCCCCCACAGUGAGGCGCCUCCCACCUUCUCCACCUGCGCCUCGGACAUCUUCCCGGAGCCCCCACCCCAGGGGUUCCCCGGGGUCGGCGGCUACGCGCCCCCGGCGUACCCCGGCAGCAAGAGCUUCCAAGUGCCCAUGAUCCCCGAGUAUCUCUUCCCCCACACCACCACCAGCACCGCCACCGCCGCCGCCAUCACCGCCAACCCGCAGGAGGACAUGACCAUGGCCACCUCAGAGCAGAAGCCUUUCCAAUCCCUGGAGGGCAGAGUGCAACCCUCCCUCAUCCCACUGUCCACCAUCAAAGCCAUCGGCAGCCAAGCUCCAUCCCCGGAUCUCAAGACCCUCAACCACACCUACCAGUCUCAACUGAUCAAACCCGCCCGCCUGAGAAAGUACACCAACCGGCCCAGCAAGACCCCCCCCCACGAGAGGCCGUACGCGUGCCCCGUCCAGACCUGCGACCGCAGGUUCUCCCGGUCCGAUGAACUGACUCGCCAUAUCCGCAUCCACACCGGCCAGAAGCCCUUCCAGUGCCGGAUCUGCAUGAGGAACUUCAGCCGGAGCGACCAUCUGACCACCCACAUCCGCACGCACACGGGAGAGAAACCCUUUGCCUGCGAGAUCUGCGGCAGGAAGUUCGCCCGAAGCGACGAGAGGAAACGACACACCAAAAUCCACCUGAGGCAGAAGGAGAAGAAAGCAGAGAAAGCCGUUUCCAUUUCCACCACCUCUUACCCUUCUCCAGGCACAUAUCCCUCAUCCGUGGUGACCAGCACUUACCCAACAGUGACUAGCAGUUACCAGUCUCCAGUGACCAGCACAUAUCCUUCAGUGACCAGCACAUAUCCUUCAGUGACCAGCCCUUACCCAACAGUAACUAGCCCUUACCCAUCAGUGACCAGCCCUUACCCAUCAGUGACCAGCCCUUACCCAUCAGUGACCAGCCCUUACCCAUCAGUGACCAGCCCCUACCCAACAGUAACCAGCAGUUACCAGUCCCCAGUAACCAGCAGUUACCAGUCCCCAGUGACCAGCAGUUACCAGUCCCCAGUGACCAGCAGUUACCAGUCCCCAGUGACCAGCAGUUACCAAUCCCCAGUGACCAGCAGUUACCAGUCCCCAGUGACCAGCAGUUACCAGUCUCCGGUGACCAGCACAUAUCCUCCAGUGACCUCAGCUCUCUCGGAGAUGCCAUCUACCCUUUCCCCAAGGACAAUUGAGGUCUGAAGAUCUCGCUCGGAUCUCUUCCCCCCCCCCCCAAGUAAAUCUAUUUAAAAUAACUUUUGUUCAAAAAAGUAUAAAUAGACGUUGCCUCGCUGUGUUGUUCAUGCACCAUAUGCCUGCAGCCCCCCACAUUCUGCAGGUUGUACUGUUCUAUUGUGGAGAACUUACUUGCAUAUCGCAUACUAUAUUAUCUGCAGUUAGCAGAGUGUUUUUGGUCAAUGUUUCUAUUGUGCAAUGCUGUGAUGAAUUCCUUUUUUGAUUUUUUUUUAAAAAGGAAGACAAAGCACUAAUAAUGCAGUACCGUAUCAGCAUGUGCAGGUGUGAUGUCCUGAUUCUGUGAAUAUCACCUUUGGUACUCACGCAGCAAAACUUUGUUUUCUUUCAAACAGUUUCAAAGUUCUAUGAUUAAAAAAAAAAAACAGUUUGUGUGCCUUUAUGUGGAGCCUUGCUGACGUGUGUCUUUGUGGAUGGAUGCGCUGCAUCAAGCCUUGAAGGCGAAAG